Messenger RNA from Peniophora sp. CBMAI 1063, 561 nucleotides. Lineage: Eukaryota; Fungi; Basidiomycota; Agaricomycetes; Russulales; Peniophoraceae. The record is from the annotation of a GenBank genome assembly.
AUGAAAGACGGGGACGAUGCGCGCACGAAGGAUUGGGACGGAAACACGGGGAGCAUAUUGACCUUCACGGGUCUGUUUGCCGCGACGGUCGCGGCGUUCCUGAUUGAGAGCUAUCAGAAGCUCUCUCCCGAUUCAGGCGACCAGACUGUCGCUCUUCUCAACCAGUUGCUCCUAGCUACAACGAACUCGUCGUCUGGCAUUCCCGGAGAGCCCACACCAGCUGAACCAUUCCGCGCUGCUGUUCCCAUCGUCCUUGUCAAUGCUCUAUGGUUUUGCAGCCUCAUGACCGCCCUUGCAUGCGCUCUUCUAGCCACGCUCGUGCAACAGUGGUCCAGAGACUAUGUACGGGAUCUUCAAGAGAAAGAUACACUUGACGAGGAUAUGAUGAGUCGGGUUCUCAACCACGCCUACAUUAGGAUGGGUGUCGAUCGCUAUGGCAUGGAUAAAGUUGUCAAUAUGAUCGUUUCUCUUGUGCAUUUGGCUGUCAUUCUCUUUGCGGUGGGGCUGGUGCUAUUCCUCAUCCCCAUCAAUGAUAUUGUUCUGGGGAAUGAUGCCGAUUAG